CAAACCGGGUUACCGGGUGGAGUCAGGUCCGCAAUUGGAUUUGGCCCAAAGUGAACUGAUCCGGGAGAAACGAAAUAACGUUGCCACUCACGAAGACAAACACGAACGUAGAACUUUUCCUCUCGUCUCUCAGACUCUCCUUCUAGACGACACUAUCUCUGCUGCGACUUGA
Messenger RNA from Sphenostylis stenocarpa, 172 nucleotides. NCBI's taxonomy places the organism in Eukaryota, Viridiplantae, Streptophyta, Magnoliopsida, Fabales, Fabaceae. The record is from the annotation of a GenBank genome assembly.